AUGAGCUGCCGGCUGGAGCUGUGCCUGGGUCACGUCUGCCAGCCCGGGAUGUGCGUGCCCUCUGUCUGUGCGCCCACCCCCUACCGGCCAGCCACCAGAAGCUCCGGCUCCACGGGUUCCUACAGCCGAUACUUUGAGGGUUCCUUCAAUGGCGAUGAGAAGGAGACCAUGCUGUUCCUGAACAACCACCUGGCCAGCUACCUGGAGAGGGUGCGCCAGCUGGAACGAGACAACGCACAGCUGGAGAGCCGCACUCGAGACGCCUCCCGGUCUCGAGCGCCUGCCUUGGGUCCUGACUAGCAGUCUUAUUUCAAGACCAUCGAGGAGCUCCAGCGGAAGGUUCUGUACACCGAGGCAGAGAAUGCCAGGAUGAUCGUGCACGUCGACCAUGCCAGGGUGGCUGCCGAUGUCUUCAGGACCAAGUACAAGAUGGGGCUGGCCAUGUGGCAGCUGGUGGAGGCCGACACCAGUAGCCUGUGCAGGGUGCUGGAUGAGCUGACCCUGUGCAAGGCCGACCUGGAGAUGCAGGUGGAGUCCCUGAAGGAGGAGCUGAUGUGUCUCAAGAAGAACCACGAGGAGGAAGUCGAUGCCCUCCGAUGCCAGCUUGGGGACCGCCUUAACGUUGACGUGGACGCCGCAACCCCCGCGGACCUGAACAGGGUUCUGGAACAGAUGUGGUGUCAGAACUGUCAGAUGUGGUGGAGAACUAAUCACAGGGACAUGGAGGAAUGGUUCACCAGGCAGAUGGCAGCACUUAACCAGCAGGUAGCCACAAGCUCUGAGCAGCUUCAGAGCUACCAGUCAGACAUCAAUGAUCUGAGACGAACGGUCAACACGCUGGAGAUCGAGCUGCAGGCCCAACACAGCCUGAGAGACUCUCUGGAAUCUACCCUGGCAGAGACGGAGGCCCGCUACAGCUCCCAGCGGGCCCAGAUGCAAUGCCUGAUCACCAACUUGGAGGUCCAGCUGGCCGACAUCCACUGUGACCUGGAGCGGCAGAGCCAGGCGUACCGGGUGCUGCUGGAUGUCCAGGCCCGGCUGGAGUUUGAGAUCAACACGUACCGGGGGCUGCUGGAGAGCGAGGACUGCAAGUACCUGGGGUGUGAGAGGUUUGGAGGAGGUUAUAGGAAGCAACUGGAUCUACCCAUAAGCUCAUCCCACUGCCUGGGCUGCACCAACACUCCUGGAGCAAGAAACAUCUGUGUCUCCUUCAUUGACAUUAGAGACUAG
Lagenorhynchus albirostris (white-beaked dolphin) is the source of this 1230-nucleotide messenger RNA. RefSeq names its product keratin, type I cuticular Ha2-like. Gene Ontology annotation, molecular function: structural molecule activity. Lineage: Eukaryota; Metazoa; Chordata; Mammalia; Artiodactyla; Delphinidae. The record is from RefSeq and is a predicted model, not a curated record. The transcript has 8 exons.